Dendroctonus ponderosae (mountain pine beetle) is the source of this 1194-nucleotide messenger RNA. RefSeq lists its product as uncharacterized. Gene Ontology annotation, biological process: sleep; regulation of synaptic transmission, cholinergic; positive regulation of voltage-gated potassium channel activity. NCBI's taxonomy places the organism in Eukaryota, Metazoa, Arthropoda, Insecta, Coleoptera, Curculionidae. The record is from RefSeq and is a predicted model, not a curated record. The coding region runs from base 220 to 714 and encodes 164 amino acids. The transcript has 3 exons.
AUUUUUCUACAAUGAAAAAGAGAUAUUCGUAUUGUCUUACGUGUUGAUAAAGUGGUGGGAGCCAGCUGCAACUCCGAUCAAAAAGCUCAGGAGAAAAUCGAAUAAUUUGUUGCGUCCGCUGACGGUUACCAGUUGGGGUUAAAAGUUUUAUAGGAGUUACCAGUAGGGUUCAGCAGUUGAUUUUUUAAUAUUUUAUUUCAUACCAUUAGUGCAGUGACAAUGAAGAAUCAAGGAUUUGCUUUGGCCAUCUUUGGAACACUUUUCUUUUUAAUCGAUACAGGCUUCGCUAUUCAAUGUUGGAAAUGUACAUCUCAAACAGAUGCCACAUGUAGGGAUUACUUUAACACCACCAGAAUUCUCCUAAACCAAAGACACAUGGAUGCGUAUUCUUAUGGAAAUCUUCAACCGGCAAGAACUGAUCCUCAUUUGUCGCCUUGCGAUGGGAUGCAUACGUCUACUUUUGGGCAAUUCAAAAAUGUGUGCUUGAAACGAGUUAUUUCAACGCCAAAUGGUCUCCAUGAAGUCCAUCGAGAAUGUAGAAUGGUGCACAAAGAUUUGAGAGUUGGAGAUUGUCCAGAUGAGAUUUUAAACAAUCGUCCUAGAGAUAUGGAAUAUUGCGGAACUUGUGAAUAUGAUGGAUGCAAUUCAGCAACUACACACAGUAUAGCGUUUUUCGGAUUAUUACCGGCAUUGUUACUUUUGCUUGAAAAAUAAAUCUGCAGCUGGUAAAGUGAUCAAAAAUAUAGUACAUAAUAAAACAAAAAUUUAUUUGAUAUAAAAAUUUGGAGAGAUGGUUAAAUAAGAGUUGUGUUAUUUUUUUCAGUUUAUUUUAUGUAAAUAUUAUGGUUUGUACAAAUAGUGUAAUUAGUUUCCUAAUUAACGUAGAACAUUUAAUUUUCUCAUACAGUCUUGCCUUAACUAAUCUAUUUCAUUCGAGAUCUACUUCAAUGUCGAUCUUGUAAGUCAACGUGCAAACAAUGUUGCGUCAAGUGUGAAAUUCGAAUCCAAUUUUCUUCACUUUUAGCAUUGAACUAUUUGCUUUUUUCCUUUUAAUUUAUUUACUAAUUGAUGUAGUUUUUAUUUUAACCAAAGAUGUGUCCUUACUGAUCUAGUUAGAUUUUCUCAACAGUGGUGUUUAUAAAAUGAAAACGAAUUUUUUUGUAAUUGAAAAAUAAAUAUGAAUAACUGAGAUAA